Ascochyta rabiei is the source of this 1011-nucleotide messenger RNA. RefSeq lists its product as uncharacterized. Gene Ontology annotation, biological process: regulation of transcription by RNA polymerase II. Lineage: Eukaryota; Fungi; Ascomycota; Dothideomycetes; Pleosporales; Didymellaceae. Gene Ontology annotation, molecular function: RNA polymerase II cis-regulatory region sequence-specific DNA binding; DNA-binding transcription factor activity, RNA polymerase II-specific. Bases 1 to 1011 code for a protein of 336 amino acids. The transcript has a single exon. The record is from RefSeq and is a predicted model, not a curated record.
AUGACGGAAGUCCAGCAUCCUCAGUCCUUCGAUUGGGCCAAUGAUGCAUACGCCGCCUUCAGUGACCAGGCCAAGCCCCAGAACAAUUGGGCGGCGUUCGGUAGCAGCUCGAGCACCACGGACACCACCGCAGCCUUGACCAUCCCUCCCGCCCUUCUCACCCACUCCGCCGAACGAUUCGGUCAGAUCACCCCGCCCGAUGAACGCUCACCAGCCGACUCGGUCCGUGCUGCCAGGGACAGCUCCAUCCCCGUCGAGGAGCUCAUGAAUGAGGCGCUUUGGCCCCAACACACCCUCAGCGCCACAGAGCACCGGCCAUCAACCCAAGCGGAGCUUCAGCAGUCGCAGCCACCGUCUCAGAACAGCCAGUCACCUCUGAAGCGCCGUCAUGCCAGCAGGCAAUCCGCUUCCAGUCAAGCCCAGGCCAGCGCAUCGACGUACCAGGAUAACGAUGCGACCGUCACCCUCCAGCCUCCUAAGCGCAAGCGAGGCAGGCCCAAGUCGCAGCCUCAGAUGGUCGAGGCCUACACCGCCGACGGCUAUCCCUUCCAAGUUUCGUCUGCUCGCCAGUCACACCUUGAGAAGAACCGGGUCGCAGCUCACAAGUGCCGCCAGCGCAAGAAGGAGUACAUUGGUGGCCUCGAGGGCCGUGCUCGAGAGUUCUCCGCGAAGAACAAGGCGUUGAAGGAAAGCGUUGCUAUCCUGAGAGAGGAGGUUCUCGGUCUCAAAAACGAAGUACUGCGCCAUGCUGGUUGUGGCUUUUGGGCUGUUGACGAGUAUCUCGCUCGCUGCGCAGGAGAUCUCCUCGGCAUGCAGCCGCCCGAUGCAUCCGCUGGUACGAAUACACUGCAGCACCAUGUUUCGCCAUUCAUGCACCAAAUACGACCACGUCAAGACAGCCACGACUCGAUACACAGCUUGGGUAGCAUGAGUUCUACCCCUGGCGCAGAUGGCUUUGGUGGCCUUGAGCUGCUCAAGGACUACGAGGAUGAUGUGGACGAUCAAUCGUGA